This is a messenger RNA of Drosophila gunungcola (fruit fly), 1684 nucleotides long. Its product is annotated as serine protease inhibitor 42Dd. NCBI's taxonomy places the organism in Eukaryota, Metazoa, Arthropoda, Insecta, Diptera, Drosophilidae. Bases 130 to 1125 code for a protein of 331 amino acids. Gene Ontology annotation, molecular function: serine-type endopeptidase inhibitor activity. The record is from RefSeq and is a predicted model, not a curated record. The transcript has 3 exons.
ACAGAUCUGAUUUUAUUGGCCUCUUCGGUGGCUUGUCGGUUCAGCGAGGAUUUUUACCGAAUUUUAGCCAAGGAGAAUGCUAAAAAGAACCUUAUAAGUUCUCCUUUCUCCGUUGAGAUCAUUUUGAGUAUGGCUUACAUGGCAGCAGGGGGUAAAACGGCCCAAGAACUAAGGAAAACUUUAAAACUACCCGAGGAUAAAAACGAGCUGGCCAGCAAGUACAGGGAAUUUUUUGCAAAUCUUGAGGGGCGUGAGAAGGCAGUCAUUCUCGAUCUGGCAAACCGCAUAUAUGUGAAUGGAAAAUACCGCCUCGUGCCGGAGUUCAAUCAAGUAUUACAAAACUCAUUUAAAGCCGAUGCCAAGGCGAUCAGUGUAGAUGAUCCAGUGAAGGCGGCUUCCAUUGUCAAUAAUUGGGUAUCCAAUAAGACGCGAGGCAAGAUCGGAGAAAUGGUUUCUCCCACUGACAUGAAUUCUGAUCUGAGCGCUAUUUUGGUAAACGCAAUUUAUUUUAAAGGCCAAUGGAAACAUGAGUUCAAUGCUGACCAAACUCACACGGCUGAUUUUCAAGUGUCGGUUGAAAAAAGUGUUCCUGUCCAGAUGAUGACUUUAUCCGGUUCCUUUGGGGCAGCCUACUUGCACGACUUGGAUGCCAAGGUAAUCGAACUACCCUACAGGAACUCCAGUCUUUCAAUGCGCAUUUUUCUGCCCAAUAAAAUCGAUGGACUCAGUGAAUUAGAAGAAAAAAUUGCAGGAUUAUCCGUUCUUCUGCGGAAAAGCACAGUGAAUGUAAAAGUGCCGAAGUUUAAAAUUAAAUUUAACACACAACUAAAGGCCAUUCUUCAGAAGCUGGGCAUCCGAGAUGCUUUUAAACCUUCAGCGAACUUUGAAGGCUUAGUAAUGGGUUCUGGCAUUAAGAUGGACAAAGUCGUGCAAAAAGCAUAUUUAAAGGUCGAUGAGAAGGGUUCCAAGGCAACAGCUGCAACAGGGUCACUAAUUCGUAGAAAAAAGUCGGUUGGUCUGCCUAACCCGCUUCCUAUGGAGUUUGUUGCCGAUCAUCCUUUUGCCUAUAUAAUACGUGAUCGAAGUACUAUUUACUUUCAGGGACACAUUGUUAAACCACAGUAAAAAAGAAAGUUUUGGAUAGAACCGAUACAUUUUAAUAAUAUCAAAAUCGUUAAAACACUUUAAAAACACAAAAUAUGUAAGAGAUAAUUGCAUUGCAGAAAAAUUGAAAAUAAUAAGUUUUAGAAUUUUUGUGACGAACCCAUAAUUGUUUAUUAUAGAAAGGGUCAAAUUUUUGAUCAACAAUAGCUGAACGUUUUCUUAUUUUCGUUAUGUUAAAAACAUUUUUAAUGACCAAUUAAAUCAUUAACUGCGUGAAUAAUCCAUUUUCUCAGUUCAGUUCCCAGUUCAAGUUAAGUCGCCAGAUAGGUAAUUUUCUAAGAUCCUCUUUUCAGAACCUUUUCCUGCCAUGUGUGCUUUGUUUUCUUGUUGGGCUUAGCCUUCUUUUUUAUCCUCCAUUCGACCUCCCUGCUAAUUGGCCUUCGAUAACAACCAACAACCAAGAGAAUGUCGUACAGACAGUCGGACAACCACAGCUGUUUGACCUUUUGGCCUUUGCGGAAAAGGCAAAGACAACGACUUCGAUAAAAGUUAUAGGCGCCCAUAAAUUAAAAUGCAAAUU